This is a messenger RNA of Girardinichthys multiradiatus, 4348 nucleotides long. Its product is annotated as integrin alpha-6-like. Gene Ontology annotation, molecular function: integrin binding. Gene Ontology annotation, biological process: cell adhesion mediated by integrin; leukocyte migration; integrin-mediated signaling pathway. Lineage: Eukaryota; Metazoa; Chordata; Actinopteri; Cyprinodontiformes; Goodeidae. Gene Ontology annotation, cellular component: integrin complex; external side of plasma membrane. The record is from RefSeq and is a predicted model, not a curated record.
UGCACCAAACACUCAUUUCUCCUCUUCAGGAAAGUUUUACACUCUCAUGGAGGGCUAUACCAUCAGUGGACUGUGGCUGCUCACCUUGUUACUAGGAUGCGGGCAACUCUUGGCAUUCAAUUUGGACACAGAGAAUGUCCUCAGAAGAGAUGGAGACCCAGGGAGCCUGUUCGGCUUUUCUCUUGCGAUGCACCGGCAGCUUAGUCCAAUGGAUAAGAGAAUACUGCUGGUUGGGGCACCACAAGCCAAAGCCUUAAAUAAACAAAAAUCUUCAGUAACAGGAGGACUCUACAAGUGUGAAAUCAGCUCCAACCCCAGCGCUUGUGAAAGAAUUAUCUUUGAUAAUGAAGAGAAUUUGUCAAACGAAAACAAAGAAAAUCAGUGGAUGGGGGUGACAGUCAGCAGUCAGGGGCCUGGGGGAAAGGUUUUAACAUGUGCACAUCGGUACCAGCAACGGCAGAGUGUGAACAAACCUUCUGAAUCCCGUAACAUCAUUGGCCGCUGCUACGUGCUAAGCCAAGACUUAACUAUUACAUCGGCAAAGGAAGAUGGAGGUACCUGGCAUUUUUGUAAGGGUCGGAGCCCAGGCCAUCAGAGUUUUGGUUCCUGCCAGCAGGGUCUCUCUGCUACAUUUGACAAGGACUACCACUAUUUCAUCUUUGGAGCUCCAGGAGCUCAUGACUGGAAAGGCUUGGUGCACUUGGAGCAAAGGAACGACUCUUUCUUUGCGAUGAAUAUAUUUUUUGACGGGCCAUUUGAAACGGGAGGUGAGACUGAAAAAGACCCUAAUCUGGUCCCUGCUCCUGACAACAGUUACCUGGGUAAAAUACUUAUGCUUUAUUGUGAUGCCAGCAAUAAAAAUUUAGUAGUGGAUUUACCUUUUACAUGGCAAAUUGUACUUAUUUUGAACUCUGUUCUAGGUUUCUCCCUGGACUCGGGAAAAUCUUUGACCAGCAAGGGUCAGCUGACGGUGGUAGCAGGAGCUCCCAGAGCAUAUUACAGUGGGGCGGUGGUGCUGCUAAAGAAAGGAACUGAAGAUAGCCACAUCCUGCUUGAGGAAUACACCCUUAAAGGGGAAGGCCUGGCCUCAUCUUUUGGAUACGAUGUGACUGUGCUGGAUCUCAAUGGGGAUGGCUGGGAAGACAUAGUAGUUGGAGCCCCUCAGUACUUUGAGAAGGACUCAGAAAUUGGAGGAGCUGUCUACAUUUACAUCAACAAGGCUGGAAAGUGGGACAAAGUCAAACCAACCAGAAUAGAUGGAGCUGCAGACUCUAUGUUUGGCCUAGUUGUGGAAAACCUGGGAGAUAUAAACAUGGAUGGCCACUAUGAUUUUGCAGUAGGAGCUCCUUAUGAAGACAGUGGUGCAGGAAAAGUUCACAUUUACCAUGGAUCAGCCACAGGAGAAUUCACUAACAAGGCCACACAGGUCUUAUCUGGCAAGCCUUUGGGAGUGAGGCAGUUUGGCUACUCUUUGGCAGGAAACAUGGACCUGGAUAGGAACUCCUAUCCCGACCUGGCUGUUGGAUCUCUCUCAGAUUCAGUCUUUGCCUUCAAAGCCCGACCAGUUGUUAACAUUGAAAAGGAAAUCACUUUCUCACCAAAUAAAAUCGACCUCAGCCAGAAGAACUGUGGCAACAAUUUCUGCUUGGAAGUUAAGACCUGUCUCAGCUAUACUGCUAACCCAGAGAGCUAUGCUCCUAUGCUGACUGUGAUGUACUAUCUUGAGGUGGAUGCUGACCGCAAGAAGAACAAUCUUGAACCCAGGGGGAAAUUCACAACAACUUCAGACCCGGAAAAUGCACACAAGUCUACUGGGAUCAUUACCAUGGACACAAAAGGAAAGCAAAACUGUGUUAAACGCCAACUUGUCAUAAUGGAAGACAUUAGGGACAAGCUAGCUAUGAUCCCCAUUGAUGUUUCUGUGAACAUCCAAGAUGCUAAACGUAAACGUAGACAGACCCAGACAUCUCAACUUGUACCUGUCCUGGAUGCCAAAGACAUAAAACCAACUCGAACAGAGGUGGAAUUUUUGAAAGAGGGAUGUGGCAACGAUGAUGUGUGUCAGAGCAACCUGAAGCUAGAAUAUCGCUAUGGCUACACAGCUGCUAAAGAGGAUACAUUUACUCCUGUAGAGAUGGAGAAUGAAGUGCCUCUGAUCUCACUUAGCGACCAAAAACGUGUUGCUCUGGAAGUGACGGUGACCAAUCUAAAUGGAGAUGAUGCAUACGAAGCUUCUGUAAUUGCUAAUUUCCCCAAAUCUGUGACCUACUCUUCAUACCUGGCUCCACGUGAUCAGCCGCAAAUCACCUGCAAGGCAAAUACAAAUGGAACUAUGGCUGACUGUGAGGUUGGAAACCCUUUCAAACGUAACUCAAAGACAACCUUCUACAUUAUUUUGGGUACAACUAACAUGUCCUUUAACACUACUGAAGUGGAUAUUGAACUAAAGUUAGAAACGACGAGUAACCAGCAGAAUCUGAUGCCUGUGAAAGCAAAGGCAAAGGUGGCCAUCAUGCUGCAGCUGUCCUUAUCAGGGCAAGUUGAACCAUCUCAGGUCUACUUUAAUGAAGAUGUCAAAGCAAUGACGGACAUUAAGACUGAAAGCGACAUUGGCAGUGCCAUUACUCACCGGUUUACUAUAUUCAACCGAGGAAAGCGACUAAAAGACGUUGGAACUGCCACCCUUCAUAUAGAGUGGCCAAAGAUGACAGAGGCAAACAAUGAUCUGCUCUACUUGAUGAAAAUCAGCUCCACUGAGUUGAAGCAGAUUGAUUGCUCUCCUACUACGGAGAUCAACCGUCUUAACAAGGAACCAGUUAGCAGAAAAAGAAGAGCCACCAAACAAGUUAUAGAUGGGACAAUUUCACGCUUGAUUGGAAAAAAGAAAUUACUGACUUUGUCGUGUGGCAGUGGAACAAAAUGUGUGACAAUGAAGUGCCCCUUGGGGGGGUUGGACAAUAAGGCAACCAUCACUCUAAACUCUCGCCUGUGGAAUAACACUUUCGUUAAGGAGUAUUCCGAUUUCCAUUAUGUGGAGGUGAUGGUGAAGGCGUCUCUACAUGUUGACAGCACGACAAAGAACACAUUAAUGCAGGAUACUGAGACACAGGUGAGACUGACUGUGUUUUCAGAGAGACGUGCAGUUCGAUAUGGAGGAGUGGCAUGGUGGAUCAUUUUGAUGUCCAUCCUGCUCCUCCUGCUGUUACUGGGCCUGCUGGCUUUCCUUCUUUGGAAGAAUGGAGUCUUUGAAAAAAAUAGGAAGGAUCCAUCAGAUAAAGAGAAGCUAACAUCAAAUGCAUAAAAAUGGGUCAAAGAUGGGAGUGUGCUUUUUUCCCCCCUCAAUGAUGCCAAAUGGAGGCAUGCUUCCACUUGCAACACUGGAUCCGACCAAAAGAAAACUUUGGAAAAGAAGAUGUGGAUAACAUCACCAGACAAGAAAGCUACAGAAUAGGAAAUCUUAUUGUACAUAAAGUCACUCUUCGCUGGAUCACCAGAUUAACUGAUUUUUGCUGAAAGUCUAGGAAUUCAAAAUAAUUUCAGAAACAAGUCUUAAAGACCAAAUAUUGUAUCUAAACACUGUUCUUGGGCGGCUUAACUGUUAAUAGAAAUUUAGAGCUAUACUCUACCACAUGAGGGCGAAGCGCAGUGGGCGCUUAUGUGGUUCAGGCAGCACUGAUUAGAGAGUUGGCAGCUGGAAACUUGUUUUAUAUUUUUAAAUGAAUUUAUACUUUCUCUUGCAAAGUGUAUUUUUAUUUUUUGCUCUACGAAGUCAAACAGGCAUUUAUACUGGUGCUGGUCAUAAAAUUAGAAUACCACGAAAAAGUUUAUUUCAGUAAUUCCAUUCAAAAAGUGAAGCUUGUAUAUAAUAUUCAUUCAUUACACAGAAUGAUAUAUUUCAAAUGUUUUUUAAUUUUGAUUAUUAUAACUGACAACUAAGGAAAAUUCCAAAUUCAGUAUCUCAGAAAAUUAGAAUAUUACUUAAGACAAAUACAAAAAAGUUUUUUAGAAAUGUUGGCCAACUGAAAAGUAUGAACAUGAAAAGUAUGAGCACAUACAGCACUCAAUACUUAGUCAUGUGUUAAGAGCCCAGGUUGCUCUGAUAGUGGCUUUCAGCUCUUCUGAAUUGUUGGGUCUGGUGUGCACAGUUUGCAGUACCAGAUCACCCAUUUAUAUUCUGUACCUCAUCACAGAUCACCUUUUGCCUCAUUCUAGUUUUUAUUUCUAGGCUGACAACAUUGUCAAUGUGUUGCCAUACAGUAAACAUUUGUCUAAUACACAGCUGCAAGAUAUGUCAAGUUUAAGAUGACUUUUUAUAUAUUUUAAAUAAAAUAUUUUUUCUUGUGUUCCA